Messenger RNA from Cynoglossus semilaevis (tongue sole), 2293 nucleotides. Its product is annotated as calcium/calmodulin-dependent 3',5'-cyclic nucleotide phosphodiesterase 1B. Gene Ontology annotation, molecular function: 3',5'-cyclic-nucleotide phosphodiesterase activity. The record is from RefSeq and is a predicted model, not a curated record. The transcript is spliced from 13 exons. NCBI's taxonomy places the organism in Eukaryota, Metazoa, Chordata, Actinopteri, Pleuronectiformes, Cynoglossidae. The coding region runs from base 96 to 1931 and encodes 611 amino acids. Gene Ontology annotation, biological process: signal transduction.
CUCACGCACACUCGUACGCGCCGACCGUGGCCUUCCUGACCAAUCAGAGUGAACUGCCGGUCCCCCAGAAGUGGGUGGGAGAGUUGUUGAAACAGAUGUCUGUCUCAGGACGAACAAACUUUGCAUUGGUGGUUUGGAGAAACCAAACUGCUGCUCACUGCCUCUCUGGAACCAGCUUGUGUUUUUUUGUUUUUGUUUUUGUUUUUUGUUUUUUCACCCUGUUAUUGCUGUUGAACCUGGGGUCUGUCAGGGCUAAACUGAAGUCUGGGAUGGCUGAGCUGGUGCGAAUCCGUAAGAAACGGCUGCAGAUACCCAUCUCUAGGUUGAGGAGCAUACUGAAGCAACUGGAAGAGAACGAUGUUGACUUUGAAGAAAUCAAAAAGAAUCUGGAGUUUACGGCGUCGUUACUGGAGGCGGUGUACCUGGACGGAACAAGGCAGUGUCUAGAGUCUGAGGAUGAUCUUCAGCAGCUGCAGUCGGACGGCGUGCCUUCAGAGGUCACCGACUGGCUGGCGUCCACUUUCACCCAGAGGGUGCAGCGCCGCGCGCGGCGCUCCGACGAGAAGCCCAAAUUCCGCAGCAUCGUCCACGCGGUGCAGGCCGGGAUAUUCGUGGAGAGGAUGUUUAAGAGGGCCUACACCGCCGCCGUCCCAGACCUACCUGCGGCGGUCGUAAACUGCCUGAGGGACGUGGACCGCUGGAGCUUCGACGUGUUCGCGCUGAACUCGGCCAGCUCUGAUCACGCGCUGGAGACCCUUUUCUUCGAGCUUCUCACCAAAUACGAGCUCAACAGCCGUUUCAAGAUCCCCAUCUCGUGCCUGACGGAGUUCAUGUCUGCUCUUGAGAGAGGAUACCGCAAAUACAACAACCCCUACCACAACCACGUCCAUGCUGCUGAUGUGACUCAGACGCUGCACUGCCUGCUGCUGCGCUCAGGACUCGUGCACUGGUUGACGGAGCUCGAGGUGAUGGCGUCACUUUUCGCGGCAGCCAUUCACGACUACGAACACACGGGAACCACGAACAGCUUUCACGUUCACACAAAUUCAGAGUUUGCACUGAUCUACAAUGAUCGAUCUGUGCUGGAAAGCCAUCACCUGAGCGCCGCGUUCCGGCUCCUGCAGGACAAACAAAUGAACAUUUUCAGUCAUUUGACCCGAGAAGAGUGGAUGGAGCUGCGCUCACUGGUGGUAGAGAUGGUGUUGUCCACCGACAUGUCCUACCAUUUACAACAGGUCAAAGCCAUGAAGUCCUGCCUGCAGCAGCACGAGCGGUACGACCGGCGUUCACUCUGGUGGUCCGUCGUCAUCAUCAUCAUCAUCACGUGUUCACUGCAGGUUCGUUUGUCCUCAACGAUGCUGUCGUUUCUCAGCAGCAUCGACAAGGCCAAAGCGCUUUCUCUGUUACUUCACACGGCCGACAUCAGUCACCCGUCCAAGCCCUGGGCGCUGCACUCACGCUGGACCAAAGUCCUCAUGGAGGAGUUCUUCAGGCAGGGCGAUAGAGAGGCAGAGCUCGGUCUCCCCUUCUCUCCUCUCUGCGAUCGAAAAAGCACGCUGGUAGCUGAGUCCCAGAUCGGUUUCAUAGACUUUAUCGUGUAUCCUACAUUCUCCCUGCUGACGGACAUGACCGAAAAGAUUGUCAUCCCUCUGGUGGAGGAGAAUCCAGAACCACCGGACCCUUGCAACCGACACAGUAACCUUUGGAAGGAGAGCUCCAGAGGUCUGCAGUGGAGCCUCGCCCACAUCACGGCCGAGCUGGUGAGCUUUCGCUCCACGUGGACGCGACACACUGAGGACAACAAGCUCAAAUGGAAGGAGAGCGGCUCCAACGGAUUUUCAGACGCGAGGCAGGCAAAAGAUUCCAGGUCGAGACAAGAGGAGCUGUCAGAGGAAUCCCAGCAAGUCCCGUCUAAAGAUAGAACGCAGUAGACAGUGCUUUUCUUUUUUUUUUCUUUUUUUUUUUGGACAUGUUAGAAUAUCUAUGUAUGGUAACUGAGGCUAUUACUGAUACGCAGUGCCUUAUAUUCUGUAUUCCGUUCCGAGACUUUUUUUUUGUAUGUUUCAGAUGGAGGUAAAAAUGUAGUUUUGUAAGGAAAUGGAGAAAAAAAAAACCCCCAGAGUGUAGUAUAGUACCUUAAUUUAAAUGCAAAAGUCUACAUGCUGGCCAUGUUACAGUAAACAGUAUAGUGUUGUUGUUAAUUUAACUUGACAUCAGAAUAAUCACGUAACCUAAUCAUGUAGAUGGAGUUAAACACAGAUCAUUUGUUAAAGCAAUAAAAAUUGAACCUUCU